AUGGGCUCCGAUCCCCAGUACGCAAAAUGGCCCCUGCUGCCACUCGCACAGCACGUCUUUACUCUUACAAACUCGUAUGCAGGCGGGGCAGCUCAGCAGGCGGCAGCCAAGAGCCUGCAGGAUGCCAUCAACGAGCACAAAAUGGCCCCGCUGUACAGGUACCUGGCGCACCCGAUCGAAGGCAUCCUCAAUGUCGUCGGCGAGGGUGGCUCAAGCGCUCCAGGGAAGCCCCUCAGCAGGAAAUCUAGCGCCGUGGGCAUGAUCUCUACCAACAGGCCCAUAACCAGCGUAAAUCUGACCUGGGACGAGGGUCUCUACCAGAAGCUCAAGGCGGACAAUGAUGCCGAGCUAGACGAAUUUCAAAAGGAGGAGGACGAAGCUGUUGAGAAGGCCGGUGAGACAGAAAUCCAGGCAGCAAGGGGAAAGAGGGCUGAUUUCUGGGCGAGGGUUGGCGACAAGGAGAAAGCAAUUGCUGCCUACGAACUCGUCUUUGAGAACACCGGAAUACUGGGAACCAAGAUCGACUUGGUACUAGCAAUAGUCCGCAUGGGUCUUUUCUACGGCGACAAGCAGCUGGUGAAAAAGCAGGUUGAGCGGGCCAAGACACUGGUCGAUGCUGGCGGUGACUGGGAUCGCCGUAACCGCCUCAAGGCUUAUGAGGGCAUUCACCUUCUUACCGUCCGCUCCUACAGCCCUGCCGCCCCUCUUCUACUCGACAGUCUGUCGACCUUUACGUCAUAUGAGCUUUGCACCUACACCAACCUGGUUGUAUACUCUGUUCUUGCCGGGUCUGUCAGUCUCAAGCGUGUCGAGUUCAAGUCCAAGGUCGUCGACGCUCCCGAGAUCAAGGCCAUUCUUGGCGAUGGCGAGGAGAAGCUGCUCGCAUUGACAGGGGCGAUCUCGGCCGGUCCCGGGGCCGAUGAUGAGAUGUCCGACGGCUCGCCCGGUGGAGCUGCCGCCCCGAGCAAAGCAUCGGGCGCUACUGCUGUCGUCAACCUGACUACCCUCGGUACGGGUACUGACCAACCCGAUGCCGAGCUUGCCGUCGACUUCUCGCCGCUGGCCCAGCUUGUCAGCAGCCUGUACACAGGCAACUACAAGCAAUUCUUCCAAGCAUUGGCUCUCGUGGAGGAACAGUUCUUGACCCAGGACCGUUAUCUGCAUGAGCACAAGAACUGGUUUAUCCGCGAGAUGCGCCUUCGUGCUUACCAGCAACUCCUGCAGAGCUACCGUGUUGUCGGUCUCGACAGCAUGGCUAACGACUUUGGUGUCACAAUUGAGUUCCUUGAUCGCGAUCUGGCCAAGUUCAUCGCCGCCGGUCGCAUCUCAUGUACCAUCGAUCGCGUCACAGGCAAGGGCAUCAUCGAGACAAACCGCCCCGACGACAAGAACAAGCAAUAUCAGGAUGUAGUGAAGCAGGGUGAUCAGCUGAUCACCAAACUGCAAAAGUACGGCCAGGCAGUAAGGCUGCGAGGAAGCGAGAGAGCGUAA
Pyricularia pennisetigena is the source of this 1491-nucleotide messenger RNA. RefSeq lists its product as uncharacterized. The record is from RefSeq and is a predicted model, not a curated record. Gene Ontology annotation, cellular component: proteasome regulatory particle. The transcript has 3 exons. Bases 1 to 1491 code for a protein of 496 amino acids. NCBI's taxonomy places the organism in Eukaryota, Fungi, Ascomycota, Sordariomycetes, Magnaporthales, Pyriculariaceae. Gene Ontology annotation, biological process: proteasome-mediated ubiquitin-dependent protein catabolic process.